GGACUACGAAUACUUUUAAAUGCUAUGCAGUUGGCAGCUAGUCGACAUGGUAAAAUUAUUGAACCUUUACUAUCAUUAUCAGUGGAUUUCUAUGCUCGUGUAUUUGUACGUGUUUGGUCAAGUCGAUUAUCUGUAAAAGCUAUUGCAGCUAAACAUGGUAUUUGUUAUGUUUGUCCUGGUUGCUUAGCUUAUCACAUACAACCACUUGGUGAAGCAGUUAAUACUAAUAAGAUAGUUGUUGCAGCUCAUGGUCCACCUAUAGGACCUCAAUGCAUAGAAUGCGGUUCAAAAUUUCAUGUAUUUGGUCCUAUUUGGAUUGGACCUUUACAUAGUCGUACAUUUCUACAUGAAUUUCUCACGGAUCUAGGCCACCCUCCAAAAAAUGUUGACAACAAUACGUCGAGUUGUUUGAAUGGUGAAAAUCAUUCAUCUUCAACGCAGAGAAAUACAAGCAAUGAAUUCAACGAAUCAAAUAGUCAAGUAUCAACCGCCACGGAUAGUUCAACAAAUAGAAAAAAUAAUUAUGGCACAUUUAAACGUAUUAUUGGUAUGACAACUGUAGCCUAUGAAGAACUUCCUGAUGUCCCGUUAUAUUACAUAGCUGAUCAAAUAGCAUCUGCUUUUGGUUGUACCAUACCGAAACAACCAGAUUUAUACUCUUGUCUUCUGAAUGCCAACUAUCGUGUUUCCUGCUCACAUGCUGAUAAAAAUUCUUUUAAAACCGAUGCACCACAUUCAUUUGUACUUGACUGUUUUCGAUCUCAUUAUGAUAGAAUAAAGAGUGAACUAGGAAAAUCCGAUCUUGAAUUAACUGAUGAAGAAAAUCCCGAAACAAAAAUGAACACAGCAUCAAAGGUGGUCAGUGUUCGGAGCAAAAGAUACUUUAGGAGAAAACGGCCUGUGGAUGAUAAUAAUAAUAAUAUUAACAUGGAUAUCUCAUCGGACAUGGAAGAUACAGAUAGUGAAUCGAAGAAUGAUACUUCAAGUCGUCAAAUAGUACGCACCAAUUUACUGGCCAGACCAAUUAACCCAUCAGUGUCGUUCACUCGUCAUCCACUUGCAUGUCCUCCAUCCAAAAGUGAUGGCCUAAUUCGAUACCAAAUUAAUCCUGAAAAGAAUUGGGGUCCAAAGUCGAGACCAAAAAUGAGGAAUACACCAGAACCUGAACUACAAAACUCACAGUAAUGCCAAUAACCACUAUCACAGAAACGCCUUCCCUACGUGUCAAAUUUUGUGAAUGUACAUAUUUUAAAUUAUGAGCAUGUAUAAUUAAAUUUACUUUUUCUGAAUUGAU
Schistosoma turkestanicum is the source of this 1294-nucleotide messenger RNA. Lineage: Eukaryota; Metazoa; Platyhelminthes; Trematoda; Strigeidida; Schistosomatidae. The record is from the annotation of a GenBank genome assembly.